AUGUUAGCAAUAAAUUCUCAUGUAAUAUCUGAUAAGAAUAUUAAUUAUGAUAAAGUUAAUGUAACAGAAAAAACAGAAUAUCAGAAAUCGCUCAACAGAACACAAAGAGCAAUCGUUGUGUUAAAUAAAACAAAACUAUGGAAAGGAGGUAUUAUUCCGUAUCAUUUUUAUCCAGUUGUUACUGGACCACAGCGAAGAAUCAUUAAAAAAGCAAUGAGAAAAUGGGAAAAUAGAACAUGUAUUCAAUUUGUUUUACGAAAUAAAGAAAUCCAUGCGGAUUACCUGCGAUUUACGCAAUUCGAUGAAUGCCCGUGUUGUUAUGUUGAACAAAAGUAUGCAAAUACAACUAAGUUUAUAGGUUUACAUAAUCAUUGCUAUAAACAACAAAUCGUUCUUCAUGAAUUAGGACACGCUAUUGGUUUUUUACACGAACAUAAUCAUCCGGAUCGUGAUAAAUAUAUUGAAAUAAAGUAUUUUAAUGUUGAUGCAGAUCAAUUCGACCAAUAUAAUAAAUAUUCGACUGAUGAAGUUGACACUUUGAGUCUACCAUAUGACUAUCGUUCAAUUAUGCACUAUGCUUAUAAUUUAAGUUCAACUGAUCCGAAAUCGAGAACGAUAGUACCUAUACCAAACGACCAAAAUGAAAACUCACUGGUGGCAAAUGAUAAUUUAGGAAUUAGCAAUGGAGACAUAGCAGCUACAAAUCUUCUAUAUGAAUGUUCCAGUUGUGGAGAAACAUUAUAUGAGCCUAGUGGUGCAUUUGAACAACCAAUUAAUAACAAUAACUUUACAUCGAAUGAUGUCGAAAGGUGUGAAUGGAGAAUUAGAGCAGCUGAAGGCGAACGAAUAAAACUUGAAAUCACGUCAUUGAAGAUUUAUCAGACUUACAAUUGUUUAUUCGAUUACCUGGAAAUUCGUAACGGGAAUUCGCCAAAUAGUCCUAUUUUAGGUACUAAUAUUGUAUACGAUAUUUAUAUAUCCAUUAAAAGUUGA
Molecule: messenger RNA, 993 nt
Organism: Microplitis mediator
Lineage: Eukaryota; Metazoa; Arthropoda; Insecta; Hymenoptera; Braconidae
Product: protein tolkin-like
Exons: 4
Coding region: 1-993 (330 amino acids)
Biological process (GO): proteolysis
Molecular function (GO): metalloendopeptidase activity; zinc ion binding
Source: RefSeq, a predicted model, not a curated record